UAAAGUGAUUUGAUAUAAACAGCCUGCCACAUGAUUCAAGGGGUGAAUUCGAUAGCACGGACCCAGUGGCUCCGACACUUCUCGGCUUGUUCCGCUGAAACCGUCACUGGAACGUAUGUCUAUAAUUAGAGAGGGAGAAAAACAAGCCUAAAAUGAGGUCACGAAGAGGGAGCUCUCAGCAGGUUAAUGUGUACAAGCCACGACAUUAUUCAUUGGAGUUACCAAACCACGUGCAUGUACAAUUGUCAGUGUGCUAGUGAAUACAUUGGACAUAUAAAACGAAGCGUUGUACAAACUUUCAGUGGGCGCUAGAAGUUUAUAUAACAGUCCCUACUGACCACGAUGACCGUUUGACCGCUGCCGCAUCAAAACUCAUUGGACAUGUGAAAUAUCCCCACCCAGUGUUUGAUAUCAGUGAACUCUUAGACCGUUCGGGAUAAGACGCUCAAAGGGUUUAAAUCUUCUCUCUGACCCCUGACACUUAAUCACGGACAGUGUCCAUUGAAGCACCACAUGUGGAGUUGACCGUCUACAGGACACAUACAACAUGGAUGGUGAAAGAAAAUACAGCUAUCAAACUGGCGAGAAAAGUACCUUCGGUACCAUUGACUAUGUGUUGUUCGGUGGAUUACUGUUGGUGUCAGCGAGUAUUGGUUUGUUUUAUGCCAUUAAGGACAGGAACAGGCACACAACGAAAGAUUUCCUCCUUGCUGGAGGGAACAUGCACGUUAUGCCAGUUGCCCUGUCCUUGCUGGCCAGCUUCAUGUCCGCCAUCACCAUCCUCGGGACGCCAUCCGAAAUGUACAAGUACGGCACCAUGUACGGCUGGAUAGGAUUGUCGUACCUGUUUGCAGUGUUCCUGUCAGCUCAUAUCUACAUCCCCAUCUUUUACAGAAUUGGCAUCACAAGUUCCUAUGAGUAUCUGGAGUUCAGGUUUGGUCAAGUGGCCAGAUUGGCCGGAGCCAUGACGUAUAUUGUACAAAUGACAAUCUACAUGGCCUGCGUGCUGUACGCCCCCUCACUGGCCUUGAACGCAGUGACAGACUUCGAUCUCUGGGGUUCGAUCUGGGCUGUGGGGCUUGUCUGCACCUUCUACACGUCCAUUGGUGGUAUGAAGGCGGUGCUGUGGACGGACACGUUCCAGACGUUCAUGAUGAUUAUUGGUCUUCUAGCUGUGCUCAUACAGGGUUCCAUAGAGAUUGGCGGCUUCGCCAGGGCCUGGGAGAUCGCCUACAACAACUCCAGAGUGGAGUUCCUGGAAUUCAGCCCUGACCCCAGCGUCCGGCACAGCGUCUGGUCCUUGGUCAUCGGAGGCACCUUCCUGUGGACUUUUGUGUACGGUGUCAACCAAGCCCAGGUGCAGAGGGCAGUGGCCUGUCCUACCCUCAGGAAGGCGCAGCUUGCCUACUGGAUCAACUGCCCGGGUCUCGCAAUCAUCCUCUACCUCACCGCUAUGAUCGGCAUCGUCAUCUACGGCUUCUACAGCAGGUGUGACCCACUCAGCCUCGGACUCAUAUCGGCCGGUGAUCAGCUCCUGCCGCUGUUUGUGAUGGACGUCCUGGGAAAUAUACCUGGAAUUCCUGGCUUGUUUCUCGCCUGCAUGUUCAGUGGAGCACUUAGCACCAUCUCCUCAGGCCUCAACUCCAUCUCAGCCGUCAUCCUGACCGACAUCGUCAGGAAGUACUGCUGUACCAGGAUCAGUGAAAAGAAGGCUACAAUCAUCUCCAAGAUUCUCGCCCUGGUGAUCGGGUUUGCUGCUAUCGGUCUGACAUACGUGGCCGCAAUGCUUGGUGGAAUUCUAGAGGCAGCCCUGGCGUUGUAUGGGAUUCUGGGAGGACCCUUACUUGGGGCGUUCACUUUGGGGAUGCUCUUCCCAUGGGCCAAUCAGAUCGGCGCCGUUGCUGGGAUCAUCACAAGUCUUGUGCUAAUGUUCUGGAUCAGCGUGGGCUACCAGGUCUACAAACCUGUAGUAGCAACUUUGGCUCCGAUCAGCAUGGUGGACUGCAACUUUAACAUCACUGGUGUUGCAGCGACAGCAACAACAACUAUGACGACAUUGACAGGAAAUGCAUCGUCGGUCUUUUCCAACGUUACUGCAGAGCCUGAGAGCAACCCCCUGCUGGGACUGUAUACGUUGUCGUACAUGUGGUAUACAGCCACUGCCGUCGCCACUGUCGUCAUAGUUGGGCUCAUUGUCAGCUUCAUAACAGGAGCAACGAAACCUGAAACUCUAGAUCCACGGUUGAUGAGCCCAUUCUUCGAUAUAGUGUUCCCAUACCUCCCUGAGAAGAUCCUCAAACCGCUUAGAUUUGGAGUCAGAUAUGAGAAAAUGUUCCAGGGAGCGAGAGACACUACAAGACGAGCGUCCACGAGAUCGGAGGUGAACCCCCAUCUACAGAGCGAGAAGGAGAAGGAGGCUGGGGUGGUGGGCGGGGCAGUAAAUGGUGUGGAUGCAGAAAAGGGUGUGUCGAAUCCCGGCGCAAGUACCAACGUCGGAGACGAGGGUGGGGCCUCCGUGUCUACCAGACUUUGAUGCUGAUGCUGUGGAUUAAAUGAGUGUUUACACAGGCGAACGUUCAGGUGCCCACAAUACGUUGUAGAACUAUUUGAACUGGCGAGUAAUAGAUAUCAACAGCCUACCGAAGUAUCCUAGACGGUGAAAUUGAAUGUUUUAAAGAACAAUCUCCCCUACUAUAGAACUAUUCAGGACUUAAUAUGUGAAGAAAUGAAAUACUUUGAUAUAGGAUGUGAGAAACUGUGUUACCAAGGUGACAGUGAA
Haliotis rubra (blacklip abalone) is the source of this 2779-nucleotide messenger RNA. RefSeq names its product sodium-coupled monocarboxylate transporter 1-like. The record is from RefSeq and is a predicted model, not a curated record. The transcript has 16 exons. Gene Ontology annotation, molecular function: symporter activity. Gene Ontology annotation, cellular component: membrane. Bases 548 to 2533 code for a protein of 661 amino acids. Lineage: Eukaryota; Metazoa; Mollusca; Gastropoda; Lepetellida; Haliotidae. Gene Ontology annotation, biological process: sodium ion transport; transmembrane transport.